This is a messenger RNA of Orbicella faveolata, 1947 nucleotides long. RefSeq lists its product as uncharacterized. Lineage: Eukaryota; Metazoa; Cnidaria; Anthozoa; Scleractinia; Merulinidae. The record is from RefSeq and is a predicted model, not a curated record.
UGUGAACCGGUGUCGUAAUGCCCUGCUGUUCGUGAAUUCGGUUUCAUCAGCAGAGUGAUUCGCGAUUACUUCAGACUAGGGCCAGGCGCUAAAUUGAAAUAUUACCUUAAUAUUGACGAAAAUGCAAUAUUACCAAGAUUUAGAACAGUCAACAAGGUUGAGCCUGCUCUGACGAGUAUUUACGGGUAGAAUUACUAGGAAUCAAUACACAUCAGUGUAAACGAACUCAGCUUGGAGUAGCACGUCGGUCAUCAGCUCUACUCUAAUACGCCGGGGCGUAUGUAAUUAUCUGGUUUGUUCACUGAUUAUAUUUUUGAGACGCUUACUUGACUGCAAUAUGUGACUGAUAUAGAUAAAGACCAAAACCCUGGUCAUAUUGCAAGACUCAUCCGAGAAAAACAAGUUGAGUCAAAACAAGAAAAACCAGUUUGUAAUGAAGGUUCGUUACGUGGGUGAAGUAAAUCGACUCGAUGAUAAAACAAAAGGUGCACCCCAAUUUUCAGGCUAACAUUUAUCUCAUUUUCUAACCAUUUGUUACAAAUAGUUAAUUCGGGAUUUUCGCUUUCUUGUGCAGAAAAUAUCAACAGUUUUUGAAAAUGAAAUGAUCGCUCAGCAGUUUUCAUUUUAGAACACAGAACGGCGGCGUUUUCAAGUAUUUGAGACGUGACGUCACACAUCACCAACGCAAAACCAGCUUGUGGUUUAUUAUGUCAAGUUGCGCAAAGAUCAUUCCAUUUUAGGCUCGGCAGUUACCGUAACAAGAGCAGCACAACCCAGAGAUUCAACAUGGUUCUUCAACAGUGUCUCGCUUGCAAUGCGGUGAUAACAGAAUCGUGCAGGUCGUGCGUCUGUGGUCACGUGUUUGAAGACGCCAAAGAGAUUGGUGGGAAAAGAUUUUCAGAAUACCGUGCUGAGCUGUACACCCGUCUGGAGAACAGAAGAAUAAAGCAAUUGGUACGAAGAAAUAGAAACGCGAACGAAAAGGAGUCGGGGCGGCAGCCACUUAAAGAACGUAAGGCCAACGCGGUGAUAUCCGGGGACACCACUUCGAUAUUGAAACCCAAGACUCACUCAUUUAAGCCGAAAACGUGUCAUCGAAGAAUAAAAGGCAAACGAUUUCCAGGCCCAGUAAACCAAUCAGCAAGCACAUCUACUGUGCCACCAGAACUAGUGUCCAGGCUUCCAAGUGCUCUACAGGAAAUUAACCGAAGAUUGACAGGACAGAACCUGGUGUGGUGGACGAUGCAAUUACAAUAGAUACAAUGGUCAAUACUGAGAGAAAACCAAUGAAGAACUUAAACCAAGAGAUAAACAACCGGUAAAAAAAGCACUGAAUGCUGAAAGGAGUGAUAAGGUCCUAUAUCGUCGUUUUAAACAAGAUAUACGAACUGCGGUGUCCGCGACGAAGAAUCUGGUCUGCCUUCAAAUGGAAUAACUUUAUGAGGACAAAUUUGUUGACUAUGCUUCAUACGAUAACGAACUGGAUAACCGACUUCUCAUAUUGAUGUUGGCCCGGUUGUUCAAAGCAAGUAUAAGUUAAUGCAAGAUAAGCGUUAUACUUUGAAUUCAGUUUAUAAGAAUUAUCUCUUUUGCCACGUCUCACCACCAAUUUUUGUAGUUUAAAAAUUAUACGAGUGAAACACGGCUGAAUUGGUGUCAAUCAGCUUUCAAUCGAAACUAUUUAUUUACCCCGGCCGUAUAUAAAGAGGCAAAUGAUAUUCACAGUAUUAAUAUGUCAUGCCUUUGUUCCCUUGAAGGGACAAACUUGACGAAACCGAGUUUCAGUCCAAAAUAUACUCAAAUUAAAAAGAAUGUUUGCGACAGUGAAUACUGGACUCCAAUGAAUCCCUGUUAUGUUGUCUUUGUUAAUUGCAAGCGUGGUAAGAUGUUAUAGUGUGGACUGUAAAUAAAAAAAAGUAAAAUAUAUGACGAGUAAUUAAAGCUAUA